GAAGCAAAAGGCAGGUGGAAAAGCCAGCAGGAUGGAGAGGGGUCGAGGGAAGAGGAGGAGAAAGAGCCAGUGGUGGUGGCGGCGGCGGCAGCAGAAAUUGCUGCUGCUGCUGCUACUGUUGCCGCCGCCUCUGUUUUCCCCGGCCUCGCUCUUGACACUGCCCAGCUCUCUAUAGCGCAGCGCCACGCGAAGCCGGCAACUCUUCUAAACUUGGGCGUAGGCGGAGAAGCAGCAUCCAGCCGAGGAAGCGGGGAGGGAGAUCCGCGUCCCUCCACUUGCCUCUCUCCCUUCCCCUCCCCACGCUUUUUCCGAGUGGCUUAAAGAACCGACGGGGAGCGCGUAAGGCUGCUCGGCAAGAGUUCCCGUGUGCGCCCAGGGCGCAUCCCGUAGCGAAGUCCCAGGCUCCGUCUGCCUCCUGAGCCCGGGCGAGCGACGCUCAAUCUCCAUCCUCCCUGCCAAGGGAAGGACGGCUCCGGAGGGCUGGCGCCAGCGGGCAGGAUCGCGGCGGAGCCCCUCAGCCCUCCGGCAACCGGGCCAUGCCGGGCUGACCGGCCGCGGAACUCAGCCCUCUCCAUGCCGUGAGCGCGCUCGCUUUUCCUGCCCAGCGCGAUGGCCGGGGCUCCCGGCGGGGACCGCUCCGUGCUGCCUCCGUCUGCGGUCCACGGCAGCGGCAGCAGCGGCGGCGGCGGUGGCGGCGGCGGCGAAGCUCCGCGCGUGGAAUUCGUAGCCCUGACCGCCGUGCAGACCGAGAAGAGCGAGGCGACCCCCGCCGCCCCCGCCGCCGCUGGAUCCAGCCCCAGGCGCCUGGGACUCCUCGGGACUCCCUUACCGGUCCCACGCGGGGGCUCCGGAGCUCGAUCCGCGUCGCAGAAGCGAUAUCGUCGCCUUCAGAACUGCCUCUACAACGUGCUGGAAAGACCCCGAGGCUGGGCGUUCAUCUACCACGCUUUCAUAUACAACUCCAUCACUUGAUGGAAGAAAAAGAUGGGAUACUUCAAACACAGGUUCGCUUGCCACCCCCUCUACACUUUGGAGAGUUGGCAUAUUUGUGUUCUCCCAAUCGUCAUACCUUCUGGCUUUGCUGGAUUUCAGA
Messenger RNA from Ahaetulla prasina, 1093 nucleotides. Its product is annotated as potassium voltage-gated channel subfamily KQT member 4-like. The transcript is spliced from 2 exons. The coding region runs from base 610 to 972 and encodes 120 amino acids. NCBI's taxonomy places the organism in Eukaryota, Metazoa, Chordata, Lepidosauria, Squamata, Colubridae. The record is from RefSeq and is a predicted model, not a curated record.